UCUUCUCCAGCUGCUAGGUCUCCGGUCCUUGGCGCAUGGGUAUCCUCCGAGGCGGGCCCCCAUGCCCUCGGGCCAUGGCGCGCCUGGGCGCUGUGCGCUCCCAUUACUGCGCGCUGCUGCUGGCCGCGGCGCUUGCCGUCUGUGCCUUCUACUACCUAGGUUCGGGCCGGGAGACCUUCUCCAGCGCCACCAAGAGGCUGAAGGAGGCCCGCGCCGGAGUCCCCGCCGCGCCCUCGCCGCCACUGCCGGAACUGGCGCGCGGUUCCGUGGCGCCGGCCCUGGGUGCCAAAGCCAAGAGCCUGGAGGGCGGCGGGGCCGGGCCGGUGGACUACCACCUGCUGAUGAUGUUCACCAAGGCAGAACACAAUGCCGCGCUGCAGGCCAAGGCCCGCGUCGCGCUCCGCUCCCUGCUGCGCCUUGCCAAGUUCGAGGCUCAUGAGGUGCUUAACCUGCACUUCGUGAGCGAGGAGGCCAGCCGCGAGGUGGCCAAGGCCUUGCUGCGGGAGCUGCUGCCGCCCGCCGCCGGCUUCAAGUGCAAGGUCGUCUUCCAUGAUGUCAGUGUGCUGACGGACAAGCUCUUUCCUGUCGUGGAGGCCAUGCAGAAGCACUUCAGUGCAGGCUCCGGGACCUACUACAGCGACUCCAUCUUCUUCCUCUCGGUUGCCAUGCAUCAGAUCAUGCCCAAAGAGAUCUUGCGGAUAAUUCAGCUGGACCUAGACCUAAAGUACAAGACCAACAUCCGGGAAUUGUUUGAGGAGUUUGACAAUUUCCUGCCAGGCGCCGUCAUUGGCAUCGCCAGAGAGAUGCAGCCCGUGUACAGGCACACCUUCUGGCAGUUCCGCCACGAGAACCCCAAGACCCGAGUCGGGGGCCCGCCGCCGGAGGGGCUGCCUGGCUUCAACAGCGGGGUGAUGCUGCUGAACCUGGAGGCCAUGCGCCAGUCGCUGCUCUACAGCUGCCUGCUGGAGCCGGCACAGGUGCAGCAGCUGGCCGACAAGUACCACUUCCGAGGCCACCUCGGGGACCAGGACUUCUUCACCAUGAUCGGCAUGGAGCACCCCGAGCUCUUCCACGUGCUGGACUGCACCUGGAACCGGCAGCUGUGCACCUGGUGGAGGGACCACGGCUACAGCGACGUCUUCGAGGCCUACUUCCGGUGCGAGGGCCACGUCAGGAUCUACCACGGGAACUGCAACACCCCUAUCCCGGAGGUCUAGGCACACUCUGCCUGCCGUGCCCUUGGGCGCCUGGAACUGGGGGAAGGGGCGCCUCUGGAACAGGCCCCCGGGUGGUGUCUGAACCCAUUGAGGGACACUGCAGGGGCGUCCCUUGCGAUCAGGUGCUGCUGCUCCACCCCGUAGGUCACUGUCCUAAGGCCACCCAGUGCGACUGGACUGCACGCUCCUGGUGCUUGGGGACAUUCCCGCCAGGGGCCAGCAUCAUGACAGGCAGGCACGGAGACAUCUUCCAGGGGCGAGGAAGCCGGUUUGAAGAGAAGGACGGAAAGAAAACCAUGCCCUUUGCCUUCAGCCCCCAGAGAAUGGAAAUCCGUUUAAGAACUGUCCUUUCUUGGACAAAAUGUAAAUUUAUUUUACAUGGAUAGGUUUCCAUUCUGAGAGAAAGAACGAACAGAACCUCUGCAGCGCACAGUGAGCUGACCCAGUGAGCCAGGGCGUUACCGGCUGGCCCAGACUCGGGCAUCCCCACGGAGGCCGCGUUCCGCGCGCGCUCACCCCCGCGGCGCCCGUCGCCAGCCGUAGGUGUGACAAUGGCCACCCCUUUCAGGAGGGCCUUCCGCCCCAGAACGGCCCACGUCACGCACUGGGCUCGUUCUGUAGCUCUGAGCUCCCAGCUGCUCACAGAACCUCAUUAUCCCUUCUUCAGCUGAACCCACUCCAGAUGCCUCAGAAAUCAAAUCUGUCAUCAAAGAACAGAGGCCGGCCACCCCGAGGACAUGCGGUGGAAUUGUCUGGACUGGGAAGACUCGUUCCAAAGAGGAGCCCAGCGGGGCCGGAGUACCGUGUGGCUCCCACGGGCUGUUGCUCUCAGCCUAUAAACACCCCAGUCUCUGCUUGGAAAAACCCCUCCUGACUCACUGCACCAGGCCAGACUGCACCUUAGGAGGAUGUAGAUAUUUUUAAAUUUCUCCUUUGAAUGGGUUCUCGUAUGAGUAAGCUGCAAACAGGAAGCCCUUGUGGUCCAUUUUGUAGAGUUAAGCUGAAGUCCUUGGGGAAGAAAUGCUGUUGGAUUUUCAUCUUAUUUUAUUUUAGUUUCAUUUACUUUUUUAUU
Messenger RNA from Molossus molossus (Pallas's mastiff bat), 2289 nucleotides. It is a transcript of the gene XXYLT1, whose product is annotated as xyloside xylosyltransferase 1. Gene Ontology annotation, molecular function: UDP-xylosyltransferase activity. The record is from RefSeq and is a predicted model, not a curated record. The transcript has 4 exons. NCBI's taxonomy places the organism in Eukaryota, Metazoa, Chordata, Mammalia, Chiroptera, Molossidae. The coding region runs from base 36 to 1217 and encodes 393 amino acids.